Molecule: messenger RNA, 2241 nt
Organism: Fusarium subglutinans
Lineage: Eukaryota; Fungi; Ascomycota; Sordariomycetes; Hypocreales; Nectriaceae
Product: carboxy-cis cis-muconate cyclase
Exons: 9
Coding region: 1-2241 (746 amino acids)
Molecular function (GO): 6-phosphogluconolactonase activity; protein binding
Source: RefSeq, a predicted model, not a curated record
AUGUUGCCAAGAACUCUAUUUCCUCUUCUCGCCGCGUCAACUGUUGCCGAAGUGCAUUACCUCUUUUCUGGUUUCUUUUCUGGCUCUACAAUUGCCGGUAUUGAGUUUGAUGAUGAGGCCUUGUCCUUAAACUUGGUGAAGAACAUAUCAGCCGUAUCUGAUGAUGGGUCGAAGUGGAUAGCACUUGAUGCUCACAAACAAAACCUAUAUGUUGGCACCACUGGUUACUUGCAGAGCUACAAGAUCGCCAAGGAUCUGGGAUUGACUUAUAAGAGCAACGUCAGCUUGUCCUCGGACUGUAACAACGCAAACUUCAUCACCGCAUCGUCCAAGUCUCUUUUCACCGUAUUCGGAACACCCUACGGAGGCGGCUGUCCAACAGUCGCCAUAUCUGUUGACAAGACCGGCACUCUCCAGAAGAGCUUCGCAAAUGCGACUUACAACUCCAAAGGCGGCGUUCACGGAACUUCACUGAGCCCCAAGAAUGACUUUCUGUACUCUGCCGAUGACAUGGGGAAUGCAGUCUGGGUCCACUCUUAUGACCGCGAAAAUGGCAAGGUAGAAGAGGUGCAGUAUCUUGCUGCCGAAGAGGGAUCAAACCCGAGACAUUUGACUGAUCACCCCAAUGGAAAAUGGGUAUAUGUUGUUUAUGAAGAGGCGAAUUCCAUUGCGGCAUAUAAGCGGGACACGAAGACUGGAAAACUCGAGUUUCGCAACGAGACAUUCACCAACUCUUCUUCUUACUGGGCUGACGAAGUCCUGCUCUUCACUUCUGCCGAAGGGUCAUCCCCCAAAUACCUGCUCGCCGCCACGAGGUCUCGCAAGACUGGGGUUCCCGGAUAUGUCUCUGCGUUCAGUCUGGAUGCUAAGACUGGAGGUAUCAAAGAGCAGAUGUUUCUGCAAGAGACCACCAACAGCGGAGGAUCUGCCAAUGCCGUUUCGCCAGCUUCUUUCAGUGAGGAUUUCUUUGCUAUUACUGAUAGUGGUUCAAACUUCAUCGAAAUUUGGAAGAUCAAAGACAAGAGUGCGUCGGCAGUUGCCCACCUAGAUCUUGAGAAUGGGCCGGCCAAUGUUACACCAAUUGGCGAAGUGCGCAGCAGGGUUUCCGAGGCAAUUGACUCGGGCUUCGGUACCACUUUCGAUGCCCACAUUAUGGCAGGGUAUCGUUUCCUAAUGCGAUACUAUCCGCGGCGCAUUUACCGCCAAAUACCUGUCACGCAUGGUAAUGAGGUCGGACUUCUUUGCAAGGGUAACGAGGAAACGGUUCCUUUCGCAUACCGACUCUACCAACGCUCGCUUCAGUGCAAGAGUGACGAUCGCACUAAAGCCAUGGGAUAUUGCGCCCGCAACAGUCCCUCUGAUACAGUGGUUAGUCCCUCUGAUACGAAAGCCCCCGAGUCUCAGACUACUGGAUCCAGACGGUCCGAAACAGCUCCGCUCAAUGGAGACGGUGGAUCUUCGUGUUCAUCAACUGACCAUGAAGAAGACAGUGAUGGGCCAGUUGAGGAUAUCUAUCUGGCUGGUAACCCCGUCAUUACACCAAGUGCCAAAGGAAUUGCAGCCGAAAAGGAGGUUCAGGCUUUCAGUGACACCUUCUGUCGAGACGAAGGCGGCGGGAACAUCAAAGUCUUCUUCCUUGGUCUCUGGGAUUGCGUCAACUCUGUGGCCAUGGUUGAACGAAGUGCGCCUGCCCCAGUAGAAAUAACAGGAACGGCGCACCAUGUCCGUCACGCUGUGGCUGUCGACGAGCGCCGGGUCAAGUUCAAGCCUGCCCUCCUAGCUCAAGACAUCAAGACCGUGGUCAAGGCUGCCGAGACAUCCAAGACCGGGGACAAACAGAACAAAGCCGUGAUUGACGGUAACAAUAAAGGGAAAAAAGAAGAAGAAGAUAUCAGGGAGGUUUGGUUUCCUGGCAAUCACGGUGACGUUGGCGGAGGAUGGCCUGCUAUACCAACAGGUUUGGAAGUCUGGCGGCUCUGGAAGUACAUUUUCAGCGGAACCAAGGUUGAUAACUUGGGCGAGCCGCUCAAGGAUGAGAACUUGCAGAUGAGCGACAUGGCCCUUGAAUGGAUGAUCCGCGAGAAAAGUAUGAAUGUGGCUGAAGCCGUCAAGGAACGCAUCACCAAUGGAUUCAUGCACAACACACUCAGGUUCGGCUACGGCUCAUCUUUUCUCAAGGUCUUUAUGUGGAACCUGAUUAAGACGCUCCCUGGUAUUCCUCGCUGGGAACUCAACGACUGA